This is a messenger RNA of Gloeophyllum trabeum ATCC 11539, 896 nucleotides long. RefSeq lists its product as uncharacterized. Gene Ontology annotation, cellular component: precatalytic spliceosome. The record is from RefSeq and is a predicted model, not a curated record. The coding region runs from base 1 to 663 and encodes 220 amino acids. Lineage: Eukaryota; Fungi; Basidiomycota; Agaricomycetes; Gloeophyllales; Gloeophyllaceae. The transcript is spliced from 9 exons. Gene Ontology annotation, biological process: RNA splicing.
AUGUCUACCAGACGUGACUACCCGAGGCGGGACAUCGGGAACGCGACCGUGUCAGAGACCGUGAUCGUGACUACAGGGACAGAGACCGUCGGGGUGGCGAGUAUCGCGAUGGAGGACGGAGACAUAGUCGUUCGAGGAGCCCUCCGCGUAGAGGCGACAGGGAUCGCCGGAGAGACGUCAGGGACUAUGACCGAGACCGCGGCGACGAUAGAAGGGACAGAGGCCCUCGAGACGAUCCUCGACGCGACAGCAGAUAUGAACGUGAUAGACCCACUAGAGGACAUUAGAGACAAAGACGGUCGUCCUGCUGAUGUCAGGGAAAGCCGACCUCCCCCAGAACGCUCAGAGUUGAAAGAUCCAACCGCACCCCAGUCAAGAUCUGAAUCAGUCCCUGAAACGUCUAAAGCAUUGCGUUCGAUUGGCCGAGAUGAGUCCACUGAGCCUGCAGAUGGCGCAGAAGAGGGUGAAGCUAUGGAUGAUGCCACGAAUGACGAUGAUGCAGCUAUGAUGGCUAUGAUGGGUCUUACUGGGUUUGGGACAACCAAGGGCAAGCACGUGGAAGGUAACCAGGAAGGCGCUGUGGACGUCAAGAAAAUGAGGACUUGGAGACAAUACAUGAAUAGACGCGGAGGGUUCAACAGGCCUCUGGACAAGAUCAAAUAGACCGGUUGAAAUAAUGUCAACGUCUCGGUACCUCUUUCUUUUGCCCUGAGCCUCCCUCCCCCCAAAAAAACCAAUAAAUAGUUACCUACUACAGGUCCCUGCAGUGCUGGUCAACUAGUCCUGUUCACAGCUUUGCUUUGUAUUAUACGUUUCUGUUGACCGCAAACUGUGGCAUGGUGGCUGAUCCACUACCAGAUUCUCGAGACUCAUCACACCCGAAUCUUUGACAGAGG